AAUUUGCCAGUAAUACUGUAUCUAACUGUAUCUAACUGACGGUUUAAUAGGGAGCACACUGCUUGUUGAAUCACAAUUGACAGUUACUAUUGCAUCCAGUGCCAACUUAUCAUUGCAAUCGCGUGUACAACACAAGACUGAUUCUCCAUUUGCUAUUGCCUCUAGGCGGUGUAACGGUUCAUUUCUCCUCUGUACAGUGGACUAUGAGUGACUUUCAUGAUAAUUAAAUCUGACGUCGAUAAAGCUGAUAGUUGCUGCUUACGUGUUAACCACGUUAGCGUACAGUAUUUUUGCGCUUAGCAUAUUAGAAUUAUAGCAUUUACUUUUCUUUUAUUCUUUUAACUCUUGCGUUGGCACGGAUAAUUUCCUAUUGUCAUUCUCGAAAUUAAAUGAAUAGCACUGUUGGAUUUUUGACCAAAUAGGGACACGUUUGAACACUAGGUCACAUGUUGCAAUAUCAACAACAAUGUCAACAACACCAGAUGGCGCUCCAUUCGCACUUCCGCUUGUGUUUACACAUUCCAAACAUGCGUACACAAACAAAUAUACAUGUGUGCUUGACAAUGACUCCUUUACAGAAAUACUAAACGAAGACUUUGAUUCCUACGUAAUGACGCCAUGGUCAUGGAACAAAGAUGACAACGUCAGUGACAAAUUGUAUCUACUUCCGGUUGCAUUUGCUGCUGUUGUAAUGAACAUUCUCGUUAUCAUAACGUUUGUCAGGGAGAAAAUGACGUCAGCACUUGACGUCAUACUAAUUGGAAUAUCAGUGUCGGAUACAUUAACAGUACUAAUCCCAUGUGCAGCAACCAUGUUUAUGUAUUUUGAUGGUAUUUUUCCGGAUUAUGUUUCAUACGAAAACUGUAAAAUGUGGGGUUAUCUCACGAAGUAUUUUCCUACGAUUACCCACAAUGCAUCGAUCUGGUUAACGCUAGUUCUUGCGUAUGAUAGGUGUGUUGCUAUACGUCACCCUUUCCUCAUCAGACGACUUUGCUUACCUCGAACAAGCGUUUUUGCUAUCGUGAUUGUUUAUAUCUUUGCAACGCUUGGACAUUUAUGUAGAUUUCUAGACACAGAGUACGUGCCUGUUAAAAUAAUCCCGUCAACUUAUUUUGAUAAUCUUACAGUUUGGAUACAUAAUGUAAGUGAAGAAAUGGCAAAUGCUACCAUAAAUACGAUCGCUUCAGAUGGAUAUGAACUAGACGAAUUUUGUAACUAUGUAGAAGGAAUCGAAACGUGUAAAGCGGUGUAUACACCAGUGUUCGGAAACUUCAAGUAUUACGAAUUCUGUUAUUACUGGUUUGUUAUUCUUUUCGUAAAGUUUAUUCCAUGCACAUUUAUGAUAAUACUGGAUACUUUAAUGUUAAAAGCUUUGCGCCACGCGGAACAUAUUCGUCAAGUUAUUUCAACCAAAAACACCCAUCAUAUUCAAGCGUCUCAGAGCAGAGUGCGAUACUACGAGAGCAGACGAAUGACGAUUAUUGUCGUCAUCGCCAUCGUCAUCGUUAUAGUAGUGGAAAUUCCGGUCGGAGUCAUUCUAAUAUUUUGGACGUUAGCAGAAAUUCACGACAAAGAGUUUAUCAGCGAAAGAAAUUUGAAUUAUGUGGCCAGAAUCGCAAAUAUGAUAGUGUCCAUAAGUUACCCAAUAAUAUUUUUACUAUAUUGUUGUAUAAGUGCACACUUUAGAGCUUCGUUCAGCAGACUUUGUUGUUGUUUACGAAACAGAUGUUCGCGUUUUCUUUCCGCCAACGAGGAACCGUCUGAUCUUUGAUUCAGGAAAUUAGAAUGAUGUCACAAUAUAUUAUUGAAUGACACGGGUCUAGAUUUUUAUUUUAACUAGUUUGAUAAUAAUGUAGUAUCAAAUAAAAUCUUACGUUUUACA
Ruditapes philippinarum (Manila clam) is the source of this 1882-nucleotide messenger RNA. Its product is annotated as sex peptide receptor-like. The transcript has 3 exons. Lineage: Eukaryota; Metazoa; Mollusca; Bivalvia; Venerida; Veneridae. Gene Ontology annotation, cellular component: membrane. The coding region runs from base 467 to 1771 and encodes 434 amino acids. Gene Ontology annotation, molecular function: G protein-coupled peptide receptor activity. The record is from RefSeq and is a predicted model, not a curated record.